AUGGAGCCCACCGGAUACAACCUACGGUGUCCACGUGGUAGGUUCACGGCGCGAGCUUCACAGCCUUGGCAGACCCAGCUGCCACCACGUGGCACUCGUCGGUGUGGUCAGGGUCCCACUGCCACUGCAGUCACGCGGGCCCACCAUGGAGAUUUUGGUUUGGAUGAGGUUGUCGGUAAUCUCUAA
Prunus armeniaca (apricot) is the source of this 186-nucleotide messenger RNA. Lineage: Eukaryota; Viridiplantae; Streptophyta; Magnoliopsida; Rosales; Rosaceae. The record is from the annotation of a GenBank genome assembly.